AUGGAACCAUACGUAUGCACCUACCCUGACUGCCAACUAAAUGACCACUUCUUCGAGAAGAAAGACGACUGGUACCAACAUGAAUCACGUGUGCACCGUGUUCAGUGGUUCUGCAACACAGAGACUCAUGAUCCCUUUAUCGAUAUUGAAGACUUCCUGGACCACAUGCACAAGAUCCAUUCAGAACCUCUCGAUAAAGCACAGCUUCUGAGUUUUCGCCGAGGCUUUCAACGACCUUCAGGUGCGCAUUCGGGAACCUGCACGUUAUGUAAUAAAGAGACAAGCAGACUAAAGUCUCAUAUUGCACGGCAUCUAGAACAACUCGCCUUGUUCGCAAUUCCCCCAAAGGACUACAGAGAUGACUGGAAGGGAGACGAUUCCUCGUCGGACAAUGCCUCGUCGAACGCCACACGAAGAGACCUGCAGACAUUGUCUAGCAGCCACAAACAGAAAGAAAGUUCGGAAGGGCGGUCUGAAGGUUCGGCCCCCAAGUUUGACGACUGGCAAGAUGACAGGAUGGACGAAUCAAACCCACAAGGCACCGAGAUCUAUGAUGGGACAGCAUUGGGUUCAUUUGAUCAACUUGGAGACGAAUGGAACUUUAUCCCACCUAAAUUCGAAGAACCUCGUGUUCGCGAUGACAUUCCCUCAACAAGGUUCCCACAAGAACGCAACGACUCUGAAGUGACUCGUGGUCGACGAAUGGAUGAGAAAAGGCCUCGCAUACGUAGUGUUGCGCCACACCCCCGACCCCAUUCCCCACCCCAACCCAGCACAUUGACUAAAGGGAACUCGCUGCGAAAGAACUAUUUACCAAAGAACCUGUUACCAAAGAAUCUGCUCCCAAAACGGGAUCAACGGAAGUAA
This is a messenger RNA of Alternaria postmessia, 867 nucleotides long. RefSeq lists its product as uncharacterized. The record is from RefSeq and is a predicted model, not a curated record. NCBI's taxonomy places the organism in Eukaryota, Fungi, Ascomycota, Dothideomycetes, Pleosporales, Pleosporaceae. The transcript has 2 exons. Bases 1 to 867 code for a protein of 288 amino acids.